AUGCUGAACGAUAAAGUCGACUUUCAAGAUACUGAAUCAAGAGUAGAAAGCUACACUUCUCACUCUGACAAAGAUAAUGAACAGAAGAAGCAAUCAUUUUGGACUAGUAUCUGGUUUUCGAACCAGGAUCAUCACGAUAUCCAGAAGAAGUAUGCAGACGUGACUUUGGAUCUCAUUCAGCAGAAUGGUGGAGAUGUGGGCGAGUUGACUCCAGAGAAGGAGAAGAAACUCAGAAGAAAGCUCUGGUUGACCAUCUUGCCUAUUGUAUUCAUUAUCAAUGCCACAUUGUUCAUUGACAAAGAUGCCAUCUCUUACUCGAAGUUGUUAGGUGUCUACACUGACAUGAAUAUCACUGCAAAUGAUUACAAUAACGUCUUAACAUACUUUUAUGUUGGAUAUAUUCUUGGUCAGAUUCCUUCUCAUUACCUCAUUCAGAGAUUGCCAAUCUCUUGGUAUAUUACAGGAACCUUGGCAAUUUGGUCGGUUUUGGCAUUUUCUACACUUGCAUCAAGAAGUUACGGUGGCCUUGCUGCUACUAGAUUCUUUUUGGGAUUUUUUGAGUCUGGAAUAACUCCAUGUAUUGAACACACUUUAGGAAUGUUCUUUACACCUGCUGAACAAGCUAUUGUGAAUCCCAUCUUCUGGAUUUCAUGUGUUGGAAUCGAUGUUCCAACUGGUUUCAUCUCUUACGGACUUCAAUUCGUGACUAAAUGGAGACCUUGGAAGUGGUAUUGGCUCUUUGUUGGUAUUGUGUCGACAUGUUCGACAGUAUUUGCCUACUUCUUCUACCCUGACAACCCAAGUAGUAGUUGGUUGUUCACUACUGAAGAGAAGAUUCACAUUAUUAGAAAAGUGAAAAAUGCCACUAGGUCAUCGAUUGAGCUGAAAUCAUUCAAGUAUUAUCAAUUCAUUGAAUGUUUGAAAGAUCCAAUCAGUUGGUUGUUCUUUUUUUACUGCUUUUGCAAUAUGUUGGAGAACUCUACCAUGUAUCAAGCUGCCACAAUCUACACUGAGUUGGGAUUUGACCAUCUUAAGACAACACUUCUCAUGGUUGUUCAGAAUGGUUUUGGUACUUUCUCGGCUAUUUGCGGAACCAUUGCCCUCUCUAUCUUCAGAAAACAGUCGUGCUUUGUUGCUGCAGCAUGGUUAAUGCCAUCUCUUUUGGGUGCUAUUCUAGCUGUAUCUUUACCUUGGAGUAAUAAGCCGGGAAUUUUAGGUGGUAUGUUCUUGACAAGAACCAAUGGAACCGCCUACAUUAUCGUAUUGUCUUUGAGUCAAGCUACGGCUGCUGGGUACACAAAGAAGUUGACCAGAACACUUCUUUUCAUGAUUGCUUACUCUAUAAGUAACAUCAUUGCGCCCCAAUUAUGGAGAUCACAGUACAAGCCACGUUACAGGCUCUCCUGGAUUAUCCAAAUCGUCUUUAGUUGGUUCAUCUCUCCGAUCAUUCUUCUUGUUAUUCGUUAUAUUUUAUCGAGAAGAAACAAGGAGCGCCUCGCCGCUAUAAACGAUGACAAUGAAGAAGAUUACGGUUUUGUGGAGACGGUAGAUGAAGAUGGAAAUGCGAAGAGAACGAAAGUUGAUAUUUCUAUGCUCGAUCUUACUGAUUUGGAGAAUAAGAAAUUUAUUUACCCUCUUUAA
Sungouiella intermedia is the source of this 1641-nucleotide messenger RNA. The record is from the annotation of a GenBank genome assembly. NCBI's taxonomy places the organism in Eukaryota, Fungi, Ascomycota, Pichiomycetes, Serinales, Metschnikowiaceae.